AUGUCGAGUCUACAGAUACCAUCCGUUACAAUAGAAGAUUUGCAGGCCUUUCAAGCGAAGCAUUUUCCCAGCAGUCAACAAGUCACGUCGCUCGACUACACCUAUAGCGAGACUGUAGAUAACGAUGUUGAUGAUGAUGAUGGCCUUGGCUACUACCCAGAUGGCGUGAAGCGUACUCUCACGGACGAGCAGAUCCGCAUUUUCAGACAUAGUGAAAUCCACUCAUUACUUCGCCAGAAGCAACUACGAGAAGAGGAGCUGGCUGAGGAGGCCAGUGAAUUAACACCUGUGAGGCAAGUCGCUGGGGAUGUUGCUGAAGGGCAAGAAGACACGCCCUCUGGUAUUCCAAAUGGUCAACAGGAGAGGAUACCUGAGGCGAAAGAGUGCACUGGCUUGGAGCCAAAUGAGGCACAGGAUUCGUCGAUAAUGAAGCGGUCGAAUGAGGCAGGCUCACGAGAAAGACUUGAUUAUGAUGAUAAUGCUACAGUGCAGCGGGAAGCACAUGGGCGUGGUUCGAACUUUGCUGGACGCAGAAUCAUAUCCUACGAUGAUUGA
Molecule: messenger RNA, 555 nt
Organism: Aspergillus viridinutans
Lineage: Eukaryota; Fungi; Ascomycota; Eurotiomycetes; Eurotiales; Aspergillaceae
Product: DUF3807 domain-containing protein
Exons: 2
Coding region: 1-555 (184 amino acids)
Source: RefSeq, a predicted model, not a curated record